AGCGCCAGAGCUGGUUUAUGGCGAGCCUACCCACUUCAUUAUGACUCUCGAUAUAUCAGAAAAUGACUGCUAACCGCUAGAGGGAGUCCGCGAGUGAGUCCAAAAAGAAUGGUGGUGAAUUGAGCUAAAUGGAUAAGUAGUCCAAUUACAAUAUAAUUUCAUUACUUGCCCGUAGUAGCCACUUAAUUUUUUUUAAAAAUAUUGAAGCAUUUCACUGAAGCAUAGAGAAUAUAGCUAUGUGUUUUAAUUAUUCUACAGCAAACGAUUUGUGGACCACAGGGACUGUAGCUACCAUUACCUCUACUGUGAGCUGACUAGAGGUGGGUAACCCAGGUCCAGAGAGUAAAAAUCCAGCCCAGGGUUUUAUACUGAGCUGCAGCAGAGCCACCCAGGCAGUUGGUACAAAACCCUGGGUUGGAUUUUUACUGGGUCUGGGUUACCCACCUCUAGAGCUGACUGAUAAGUCGGUGAUUAGACAGACAGACAAUCAGACUGACACAGUGUGACACAGACAGAUACUUUAUUUAUCCCAGAGGGACAUUCACACAUCCACAGACUUUCUGAGUCUUUGAGACUCUGUGGCAGUUCUUCAGAGAUGAGCGUGGUGAAUGUUUGGAUAAGUGAGUUCACCUGAUCAAGUUACUGCAGAUAAAACCGGUUUAAAGGAAUGGAUUCAGAUGCAAUAGAUCGAGCUAUUGAAGAGGAGCUGGAAAAGAUGAGCCUGAAUCUCUCUGACUCUGACUCAGACGAUACUGAGCCUGAAGAGGAUUUCACUGAGUGUAAUGAAAAGCUGCAGAUUGACUUUCCUGACCCAGUGUUCACCUAUUUGGAAGCUUCACGUGGCAGAAUGAAAACCUUGGAACAUCUGAUCCUUGAAGAUUUUGAUGAAAAGGAUAGUUCAUGUAAUGAAACGUCUCAUCAAAUUGAUUUUGAGAAUCUUCUAAAUGAACAUGGCUGUAUUCCUAAAGAGGAUCUUAUGAACCUGAAGGAAAGGAUCCUUUCCGAGAUUGAGGAGCAUGUGACAGAUCCAGGUGACUCUAAUGGGUGUUCCUUGGAAAAUAUGAAGCCUACAGCGCAUGUGAAUAAUGAAACAAAAUGUGAUGCAUACAAGGAGACUGAAAAGCAGUUCAUUUUUGAAUGGAGAGCGAUGGAAGAGAGGCUGAGGAAAGAGGAAGAUCUGAGAUUAGCAGAGCAGGAGGCUGAGAGGGAGCACCAUCUGCACUCACUGAAAGAGGAAGAGGAGAAGAAGAAGCACAGAUUUGAGGAGUUUGAGGAGGUUCUGAGGACGAUGAGCAGAAUGGGCUCAUGUGAACAAUGUGAAGAAGAUGGAGAUGAUUACUUAGAACAACUUCAACUUGAAGAGGUCAAACAGAAGGAACUGAUCAAGCAAUUAGAGGAGCAGCUAGAGGAGGAGAAGUCUGAAUUUGAGAAGACACAGCAGGAGGAAAGGAGAAGAAAAGAGAAGCGAAGUUGUGGGGCAGCAACCAAACUCCAGGCAGCUUUCAGAGGUGCUCUAGUGCGUCAAUGGAGCAAAAAAGAGCUGUCCAAGAGAAGAGAAGAAGCGAGGAGGAGACAGGAGCAGGAAAAAGAAAGAGAACUGAGGAGAGAGAAAGAGGAAAGGAUUAAGAAGGACUUGGAGGAGAAGAGAAGGAGAGCAGUGGAGGAGGAGAUGCGUCAGAAGGAAGAACAGGAGAAGCGAAGAGUUGAGUAUGAGAGAGCCAAGGAACAAGAGCGCCAUCGUCUGAAGAGAGAGCGCAAGCUAGAGGAACAGAACAGACGAGAGGAAGAAGAAAAGAAGAUAGAGGAGGAAAGAAAACUAAAGGAAGAGGAAGAGAGGAGGAAAAGAAUAGAUGAGCAGAGGGAAGAGGAGGAAAAGAGAGCUGAUGAGAAGGAGAGGGAAAAAAAGGAGGAUGAGGAAAGAAGAAAAAAAAGUCAUGAGGAGAAAAUAGAAGAGGAUAAAAGAAGGGCUGAAAAGAAGGUGAGGAAGAGAAAGAAACAUGAGGAUAGAAAGAAAAGAAUGGAUGAGGAAUGGAAAGAAGAGGAAAAGAGGAGAGUUGAUGAGAAGGUAUGGAGUAGAAAGGAGGAAGAGAAGAAGAAAAAUACAGAAGAAAGCAUGCAGGUGCAGAAAGAAAGGAAAACAAUAAAUGAAGAUGGCAGCAAAAGCAAUGAGAUGGAGAUUAAGAUGAAGAUGAAAGAUGAAAGUAGAAAGGUGGAAGAGAGCACAGGGGAGGAAAUUAGGAACGUGGACAAGGAGGAAAGAAAAGAAGAGGAGGAUAUGAGAAGAAAAAUCCAUGAGCCAGAGAAUAAGAAUAAAAAACAACUUGAAAUCAAGCUCUUACAGGAAGGAAAGCAAAUAAAACUAGACAAAAAGAAGAGCAAUGAAGGAGAGGAGGAGACAAAGAUUAAAGAAGAAGGAGAGAAAGCUGGAAGGAUAGUUUUAACCCAUCCCAUCAGUUCACCAGUCACCACUGCCCCCAGCCACACUAGCACUUUCCCAGCAGCAACUUAUUUGGAUGGAGCAAGGCUCCAGUAUCAAAUUGAUGCUAAAACAUAUAAACCAGACACUAAAGGACACCUUCGGGACCCUGCAGAUUCAAUGGAGAAGUGUCCCCAAGACUCAAGCUCCACAUGCCUGCCUGAGAGAACAGAGCUAAAGCGGCUGGCCUGGAUGAUGAACUGUGUUCCCUGGUCAAAGCUCUCCAUGCAGAAUAAGAGGAAAAGGGUCACAGCCUCAACCAAGAAGAGGGAGGCUAGAAGAGCCUCAAUGCCCAAUCUUCCACCUUUACCUGUGGACACUAUCCUCAGGUCUGGGUCCUGGAGCACUUUAAAACAGGUGACCACAGUAACUCUGGAAGACUUACCUGGCUGCAGUCUCUCACCCCUGACUGAGUGUGCCAGUCUGCAGUCUCUAACGCUCAGGAAAUGUGGACUUAAAGCACUUGAAGCACUUAACCAUUGCAGUGGACUUAAGCACAUUGAUGUACAGGAAAACAGUAUCACGUAUGUUAACCUUGGGAGUCUAGACAGACUGGAGGUCCUUCUGUUGGGUAAAAACCAGCUCACAAGCAUCCACGGCCUGGAUGGUGCUGUUAACUUGACUGUGCUUCAGCUCUCCUACAAUAUAAUCUCCAGAAUCAGUGGUUUGGGAUCUCUGAAAAGGCUUCAGCGACUGUCAGUUGAUCAUAACCAGUUGAUCAGCACGAGAGGCUUGAGUGAUGUGUUCACACUGCUGCAUCUAGAUUGUUCAUAUAACCAUCUGACCCAUGUGGAAGGCCUAGAGCACUGUGCGCUCCUCAACACACUGGACCUGAGAGGAAACAGUCUGUCUGAGAUACCUGUACUGAAAGACCAUGUGUUGCUGAGGGAGCUGUAUCUGGAUGAUAACAGCAUCUCCUCCCUGCACAGCCUGGACUCCUGCUGGCUGCCUCUGCUGCACUGUCUUUCUGUGGCCCAGAACAAUGUCACUCAGCUUCCACUGUUAGAGGACUUGAUUUCACUGAAGACCCUGGAUUUUAGUCACAACUGUCUUUCAGAGCUGAAGAAUAUUUUUCUAAGUCUUCAGGGAUGCACUCGUCUCCAGGAGCUUAACAUAAAUGACAACCCUGUAGAGCAGGAGAACAACUGGAGGUCAUCCAUUCUGGCAGUAAAGCCAAACUUGAUCAGACUAAAUGGCAAACAGACUGGAGCCUCAGUAGAGCCCUCUGUAGGACCAACACAGCUAUGGAGCUUCCAGGCCCUCUGUCAGGCACACCAGGAUCAGCUUGACUCAGUACUGGAGAAACACAGCAUGGAGAUCAGCAUGGCUCCCACUGUACUGGAUGCACACCUUUUGGCCAGUAACCACAGUGCAGGACUCCUUUGUUUGGCUGAACAGCAACGUUACGCUCAUGAGUAUGGUGAUAGCAGCGUCUCUGACACCGCCACUCAAGAACCUGCUGCUUCCAGCUGCCUACAGGAUGUGUUAAAUUGUAAUCUGGCUGUGAAUGAGAGAACCCAACAGCAUGCAGCAGAGCAAGAGACCCAGAGCCAGCCAGGAGCACACCUGCCUGUGAACAUCCACGAGGCACACCUUGAGCAUCCAAAAGCUGAUAUAACAUCUGAGUGUGCAGGUGGCUGCAUAAAUCCUGCCCAGCAAUCAAGGCCUUGCAGACGUGCCACUAAAGCUCCCAGCUUGGACCUCAAAACCAUGGCAGCCAUGGUCAUCCAAUGCCGCUGGCGGAAAUACAGACGAACAGGCAUUUCAAAACCACCUGCACCUCCCAAGUCUCAAGGGAAGCUGAGUCCUCAGAGAAUGGUGGGGUCUAGUGGGAAGAGAAUUGAGCCUCUUAAUAAAGACUACGCUGCCACUGUCAUUCAAGCAAUAUGGAGGGGCUACGCGCUACGGAGGAGGCUGGCUUGUGCUCUUGCUCUCGCCCAGGUCUCAGAGGGGGACGAGGCCUUUGAGGAGGUGGACAUGGAUGAAUUCAUUUUUGAUGAGGAGGCGAUGGAGAAUGACUGGAUAGCGCUGCAUUCCGAAGCCUCAAUGUCCGGAUUGGCUAAAUAUUCGGAACAGCUGCUGCUGCCAAAGCCUCCUCUUCCUCUGCCUGAGAUGCAUAAGAAUACACCUGAGCUGCCGUGGAAAACCAGACAGGCCUUUAUUGGCAAUGAGGGAGGAGCAACUACAGAACGGAGUCUAUCACAGGAACCCAACACCAGAAGACCAUCUCCACCAUCAUCGUUAAGACUCGGUGCUCCGCCAGAAAGAUCAGAGAAAAUUCUUAAAGAAUGGGGCAUUAACAGUGACUCCACUGCCCUCCUCAUUCUAAAGAGAGCUCAGAAGAUGAAGGGCAGGAAGCAGCAGCAGCAGAGAAAAUUACUGGACCCAGCAGAGCGCCUAGCCCUGUUUAGGAAAAGCAGCAAACAGCCUGUGCCUGCGGAGUCCCGCAGAAGAUAUCAAGCUGAAUCCAGAGAUGAGAUUAAAGGCGCAGUCGGCCGAGAAGAAGUAAGUGUCGGUGAUGCAUCGAGCGGAGAGCCGAGGCAGACGCAGCAGCCUGGAACACACCAGUGGCUGCGCACUCCAGCCGUCCGGUCCCAGAGAAACUCUGCCACUUCUGAAAGAGAUCAUUUCCUCCCAGAGAUUGACCCUGAAAUUCUGAAUGGUGGGAGGGUUCAACUACUGGCCGGUACGAGGUACAGAGAAAGUCCAGAUUCAGCAGGGAGGCUGUGGUCUGAUCUCACAGGCUUCUCUUCACAUCGCAGCCAUCAGGCUCACGUCCGCAGACAUUCAGUGGAAGAUGCAAAAGUGCCGUCUCCCAAAAGAGUCACCUCGGCUCCAUCACGGAAAGAGAGGAUCUCGUUCCGAGACAACCCAGUCCAGCUGAGCGGAGGCUGGGGAGGAGGAAAGAAGAGGGCCAGAGUGAAUAAGUAAAAAAGACAAAACAAGAUGUUCAAAACCAUGAGAUAAUAUCCUUUCAUAAACCAGUGCCUUGUAUUUUUAUUGACACGUGAGGGUGUGGGCCUUUUUCUGAGACUGAUGGAUGUGUGUUUUUUUAUUAACGUAAGCCUUUAACAAGCCUUACAAUGUGCAUUUGAUCUCCACUGAAAUUCCUUGCAGCUGCUGUUUCACUGAAAUCUAGCUUCCUCCCUUGCAAAUGAAUUAAAAGCAAUGGAUGAGGUAUAGCCCAAAUAUCUGCAGGCAGUCCCUGAAUGCGUGUUGAUCUCAAAUAUCAGUGACAGGGAAAGAGCUGUAGAAUGGAUGGAACCCCAUAUUUUCAAAUGACAUGCUUGAUAUGCAAAAGACAAAAUCAAUAAGAAGCAUUUUUUCCAUUUUGGCUUUGUUUAGAUAUUUUUAAUUCACCCACCUUUAUAUGUAGAAUGUAUUCCAAUAAAAACAAAAACAAAUCUGGACAGCCUGAUUUGCGUAUAUUGGAUAAAUGCCUGGUUGUUCAAAGCUCAGGCUGAUUAAAGUUCUCGUGAUUCAUAAGCUCUUCUACUUUCUGAUGAUGGUAUGCACCACAGGUCCAUUUAAAAUCAGAAGGAUGUGACCUCCAACAUAAGACAGACAUUUUAUUGCAGCUAAAAAUAAAAAUCAGUUUGUGGUAAAAAAAAAAAAACAAUGUCCUACAGAAACUAAACUUCAGUUAAAAGUCAAAGUAACUUAUUUAUUAAAGACCAACACUGGGUUGACAUCAAAUUCAUGACAGAUAAAAAAUGAUGAUUACUUAACAAGUCAACAACAUUUCAACACCUAACAAUGUUAGAAUUUAAAAAAGUUAAAGUUUAAUAUCAAGUUUAAUAUCAAGUUUUUAUCUAAUAUUAUGUUAUCUAAAAUCUGCUUAGCAGAUAUUGGGUUUUGAUCAUAUCUCAACUAAUUGUUGGUACUUUCUAGGGGUGUACAGAAAUCUCAAUAUUGUAUUAUAAUGUGAUGAUUUGGCUUUUAAUUAGGGGUGUGGUGAGAUCUUGUGCCACAAGAUCCUGCAAGAUUAAAACAGCACAAUGUUUCUCAUCGGGUUUUAAAUGGUUGCUCAUUUUGGGCGGCAAACAGCAGCGCUGGUCCAUAGACACACAAGGUCUGAAGAGACUCAUAUAAGAUCAUACAGGAGAGAUGAUGUUGGGGUUAAAACUGUAAAACUGGCUGCAGUACGGCGGUACUGUUCUGUCUUUUACUGCAUAUGAUUAAGAAUAUAUAAUUCACAAUCAGAGUAAAAAUUUAUUAACACCCAUACAAGAUGACUACUUACAAAAUAUUCUAAAUUUACCAGCAGUUUUGCAUUUUUGAGUUUUAAUCAUAUAUUAAAUAUAUGAAUAAAUAUAACUUUGAAAUAAACAUAAAAUGUUCUUGUGAA
Molecule: messenger RNA, 6824 nt
Organism: Astyanax mexicanus (Mexican tetra)
Lineage: Eukaryota; Metazoa; Chordata; Actinopteri; Characiformes; Acestrorhamphidae
Gene: lrriq1
Product: leucine-rich repeats and IQ motif containing 1
Exons: 28
Coding region: 668-5407 (1579 amino acids)
Molecular function (GO): protein binding
Source: RefSeq, a predicted model, not a curated record